Messenger RNA from Ochotona curzoniae (black-lipped pika), 1288 nucleotides. RefSeq names its product zinc finger protein 784 (gene ZNF784). Gene Ontology annotation, biological process: regulation of transcription by RNA polymerase II. The record is from RefSeq and is a predicted model, not a curated record. Lineage: Eukaryota; Metazoa; Chordata; Mammalia; Lagomorpha; Ochotonidae. The coding region runs from base 1 to 867 and encodes 288 amino acids. Gene Ontology annotation, molecular function: RNA polymerase II transcription regulatory region sequence-specific DNA binding; DNA-binding transcription factor activity, RNA polymerase II-specific. The transcript is spliced from 2 exons. Gene Ontology annotation, cellular component: nucleus.
AUGGCCGCGGCGCGCCCGGAGCCCCCGCGUCCCGGCUCCCAAACCCCGGGGUCGCGCUCGCCGGAGCCGCCGGACGUGGUCCUGCUGCCCGAGCCCGGCCGCCCCGCCACGCCGCCGAGCGACUUCGUCGAGAUCCAGGUGGUGAAGGUGACCGACAGCAGCCUGGGCCCCGCGCCCCCCGCGCCCCCCGCGCCCGGCUCGCUCCGCUGCGCCCUGUGCCCCGCCGCCUUCCGCCUGGUCUCCGAGCUCCUGUUCCACGAGCACGGCCACGUGGCGGGGCCCGCGGGCGGCGAGCCGGGUCGCUGCCACGUGUGCGGCCACCGCUGCCCGGGCCCGGCCAGCCUGCGAGCCCACUACAGCCUGCACACCGGCGAGCGGCCGUACCGCUGCGCCCGCUGCCCGCGGGCCUUCCGGGCGCUGGCGCCGCUGCUGCGCCACGAGCGCCGGCACGGUGCGGGGGCGCGCGGGGAGGCGGGCGCGCAGGGGCCCGGGCUGCCCGAGGUGCUGGCCGCAGCGGCGGCCGGCGCGGCCGUGGGCAAGCCCUUCGCCUGCCGCUUCUGCGCCAAGCCGUUCCGCCGCUCGUCCGACAUGCGGGACCACGAGCGCGUGCACACCGGCGAGCGGCCCUAUCACUGCGGCGUGUGCGGGAAGGGCUUCACGCAGUCCUCGGUGCUGAGCGGCCACGCGCGCAUCCACACGGGCGAGCGCCCCUUCCGCUGCGGCCUGUGCGACCGCACCUUCAACAACUCCUCCAACUUCCGCAAGCACCAGCGCACGCACCUCCACGGGCCUGGCCCAGGCUUCGGAGACCCUUUAAAGGGGCGCGGGGAGAUGCCAGCCCCGGUGAAAACGGAGGCCGACCCCUAGAGGCGGGGGCAGUGCCGCAGGGCUCCGGGCUCUGGACCCCCACCACCCUCUGCCAGACUCUGAAAGGGGCAGGUGCAGCCCCUCACUCCCAUCAUGCCUCUGUCCCAGGUCUGCAGCACCCGGGCUGUCUUGGGGGCUCCCUGGGGGUGACCAGGGUAGAAUCUUGGCCUAUCUCACUGGACUGCACUGCACCUCAGAGAUUAGCACCCCUUUCUCACAGCCGUGGGUCCCCAAGUCACCGCCUGAAGGAUGGUGCCAGCCCCAGAAAGCCUAUCCACCACCUCCCGACGCAGCCAAGGGAACUGACCCCCCCAAAGGCAGGGCUCACAGCCGCCGCUGGGGGCGAGUCAUGGAGUGAGGGGUCGCUGGUGGGUGAGCGGCACUUGGGGCUGGGGUUCCUAUUAAAGGACUUGUUGAAGGC